AUGGCCCAGAAAGUCGUCCCCGGCGCUGAUAAACUUACGUUCGUCGCACAGGAUGAAAUCUGGAAAAAUCGCCUUGAAACCGAAUGGAAAGCACGUCAAAAUUGGUCUAAGAAAUGGGGAUUUUUAACAACCCCUCUGGAAGAGUUACUGAAGAGAGAAGGAGAAGUGCUUAAGCCUCCAAAGCCCAAGAUAGAGCUUCCAGCACAUUUACGCAUCCGGCCUGUGACACCAGUGGAAAAAUAUAUUAAGGUACUCCCAUCACCACCAGUCCCUAAAACUACUGCAGGUUUUAUUGGCUGGCGAUCCACGAUUCCUGGUCUGGAACUUGAGAGAAACUACAGGAUUAUAAGCUGUAAAGGUGCCUAUGCCAAGCAACUAAAGUGGCCCGAGGCGGGCAUCUACUAA
Messenger RNA from Gracilinanus agilis (Agile Gracile Mouse Opossum), 405 nucleotides. It is a transcript of the gene CIMIP1, whose product is annotated as chromosome 2 C20orf85 homolog. The transcript is spliced from 4 exons. Bases 1 to 405 code for a protein of 134 amino acids. The record is from RefSeq and is a predicted model, not a curated record. Lineage: Eukaryota; Metazoa; Chordata; Mammalia; Didelphimorphia; Didelphidae.